CGCUCGUCUUAAUGGUUCCUCCUGGAGCUAUCCGAAGCGGUAAACUGAGAGGUCGUCUAGGAUUCAGUUGACCCUGGAUGAGGCCUAGGUCGCCUGGACUGUAACUACCAUGAAUAUUAUCCACUUGGUGCGAGAUCACUGGCCUCUUACAUUGUGUCCCAUAGGAUUCUUGGUGGGAUGGUACUUUGACAAAAGGCAUGAUGAGAAACUGGCAUUAUUCAGAAACAGGAGCAGAUUAUAUCAAAGGGAAUUGAAACCUGGUGAAGAUGCUACAUGGAAAUAAUGUGUCAAAUGAGAGUUGACCUACAGUUUGAAUAAGUGAUUGCUCCAUAAAGAAAAUAGAAUCUAGUAUUACCUUUGUUCAUCGUAUGAUUACUAAAAAGUAUGUAGCCCCAACUAUAUAAUGUAAUUUAAACAAUUUGAUAUAGUAUAAAGAAGGUUGGUAUAGUGUGUUUCUGAGAAACUGUUUGUCUCUCUGAACUUGAACCUUUCAGUCAACUUCAGAGGAUAUAGUUACAUCCUGUAAACUAUAGGAUUGUAGUUGGAGGGAUCAAAUACAAUUAUGUAUUAUUUUUGCAUAAAUUAUUCUGGAAUUUAUUCCUUGACAAUUGAUCUUUUCUUGCAUUUAAAUAAAAGUACCUUAAAAUAGAUUUAAAA
Molecule: messenger RNA, 657 nt
Organism: Thamnophis elegans (Western terrestrial garter snake)
Lineage: Eukaryota; Metazoa; Chordata; Lepidosauria; Squamata; Natricidae
Gene: NDUFB1
Product: NADH:ubiquinone oxidoreductase subunit B1
Exons: 3
Coding region: 110-283 (57 amino acids)
Cellular component (GO): mitochondrion
Source: RefSeq, a predicted model, not a curated record